CCGCGGGCGCGGUGGCGGCGGGCGCGGGGCUCCAGCGGCGGGGGCGCGGCCCCAGCGCCCCUCCGCGCCCAGGGAGCGGGGCCAGCGCCGCGGCUCCUCAUGCUGCUGUUGCUGCCGCUGCUGAGGAGGGAAGGACGGCGCUUGCAGGAAGUGGGGAUGCAAAUAGCUCCUAAAUGAGAGGAUUACAUCAGAUAUGACUGCAUAUAUGAAUAGCCUGGGAUAGCCCAAAGGAGGGACAGGAUGUCACAAUAACAUACAAAACAUUUGGGAGGGCAAGGCCAGCAAACCAUGCAGUCAUCAGGGCACAGGUUCCGGGAUGUCGAGCACCACCCUCUCCUCGCCGACAAUGAGAGCUACGACUCCUCGUCCUCGGAGGCCGACAUGGCAGAGAGGGUCUGGUUCAUCAGGGAUGGCUGUGGGAUGGUCUGUGCCAUCAUGACCUGGCUCCUGGUUGUCUAUGCAGACUUUGUAGUGACUUUUGUCAUGUUGCUGCCUUCCAAAGACUUUUGGUACUCAGUGAUCAACGGGGUUCUCUUUAACUGCUUGGCAGUGCUCGCGUUGUCGUCACAUCUGAGGACUAUGCUGACGGAUCCAGGGGCUGUGCCCAAAGGAAAUGCCACUAAAGAAUACAUGGAUAAUUUGCAACUGAAACCAGGAGAAGUGAUCUACAAAUGUCCCAAGUGCUGUAGUAUCAAACCUGAGCGUGCACACCAUUGCAGUAUUUGCAAGCGCUGCAUCCGAAAGAUGGAUCAUCACUGCCCCUGGGUGAACAACUGUGUCGGGGAGAAAAACCAGAGGUUUUUUGUUCUGUUUACGAUGUACAUAGCCCUAAUUUCAGCUCAUGCUCUCGUGCUCUGUGGGUUCCAGUUCUUCUCCUGUGUCCGAGGGCAAUGGACUGAAUGCAGUGACUUCUCCCCACCUGUAACUGUGAUCCUGAUGAUCUUCUUGUGCCUUGAGGGUUUUCUGUUUCUCACUUUCACUGCAGUCAUGUUUGGCACCCAAAUCCACUCAAUAUGCAACGAUGAAACGGAGAUUGAAAGACUGAAGAGUGAAAAGCCAACAUGGGAGAGGAGACUCCGCUGGGAAGGGAUGAAAUCAGUUUUUGGGGGUCAGCCUUCACUCCUGUGGAUCAAUCCCUUUGCAGGAUUUCGGAUCAGGCGACUUCUACUGAGAGGAAAGAAAGGAGGACCUGAGUUUUCUGUUUGAGCCUAAAUAUGCUGGAACUUGCAAGAAUUCUAUAUAAUAUUUAUUUUGGGACCAGAGAAGGCUGUCUACAUAUAAUCUGUGACCAGGUGAAACUGAUAUCAGACAUUUGCUUGUAGCAAGCAGAGUUUUCUACGUUUAUUGUCACAGACAUCUCAUUAAUUCAGAGACAGGAACUGGAUCUGCAAUGGUCUGAACAGCAAGAUACCAGAGGAAAAGCACGUGGUCACACUAAAGAAGCCAAAUGUUGUCAUGCUACUGUAAUUUAUUUUAUGAGAUUACUUACCCAUUUUUUGUUAAACCCUUUUUAUUUGAUAAAUGUUUGGGGAAUUACCUGUGUGUUUUUAUAAGAAGUAUAUCCUUAGGUGCAGUUGUCAAUCAGAGGGAGGAGCAUUAGGGUGGAAGUUGAUCUCCAGUGAGACUUAGCCUUCUCAAUCCAGAUUUCAGGGAAUAGUGCUUUGUUCAGUUCUCAUUUUUCAGCUUGUCCUAAUAAACAGAGCUGUAAGCUGUACUCCUGUGUCCCUCUCCAGGCACACAUUCCUCAUAUGCAAGUGACUCCAGGGACUGGUGCCCAGCACUGCACAGCACAGGCACUGUCACCCCCUGCCCAAUGUCUUCCCAGGCUCACUGAAGCACGGCUGUGGUUGGCACUGUUCAUCUCCUCUGGCAUUUUGGGAAAUGCUAAAUCUUCCCUGAACAACUCCUGGCUGUGGGCCAAACCCUGCCCAAAUCCUUAAAUCACUGAUUCCAGGGGAACUGGAUGUGGAUAGUUUGUGUCUCAGGCCUGUGCAGGGAUGAGUGGGACCAGUGACUGUAUCCUGCUGUGUGAGAUUGAAAGAAUGUACUGCAGAUGGAGGGAAUUCACUGAAAACAGUUGUCUUUGUAUGGUCUUGCUCUGCCCCUUUUUUAUUGUACAGACUUUUCCUAGAAGGAAAGGUGUUAAUGAUCCCUUAGACAAAGACAUCAGGGGAAUGAGGGGAGUUGCCUCUUUCUCACCUUCAAUGCAUCUUAAAUGUAGAAACGUCUGAAAUAGAACAAAUUAUUUUGAAUUUAGCCAUUUCCAACCAAAACUACUCUGAGGAAAUGAGAGCAAUAUAGAUCUAGAACUGCUUUAUGUGGGCCUGACAAACAACAGUAGUGCUAAGAAAUGUUCAUAAAUCUGCAAGUAAUGAUAAUACAAGCUGCAAGUAAUGAAAUUCAGAUAAAAGUGGAUUCUUUAAAAAUUACAUUUAGACUAUUUUUUUGUAUUACUGUUAAUCUAUAAACCACUGACAAUAUAAAGGAUAAAGCAGGAGCCUUGAUGCAUAGCUUGAAAUCGUGCCUAGAAAGUAAAUAGCUCCCUGUUUUGGGACUUGCCUUAAAAUUGUCCUGUUCUUGCUUUUGCUCAGCCAGUAGCACUGAUGACCUGUCCCACCUCCAGCAGUUCCACGUGCUGAAGAAUCUUGCAUUACAAUGUUUAUGCACUGCACAAGCUGUACUUUCUUUUUUUCAGUGAGCUGCUUCUCCAUCUCUUUGUAACAGUUUGUGGCAUCUUGAUUCAGCUUCAUCAGGUUUUGUACUACUGGGUGGGUGAAAUUCCUGAGGGAUCCAUGGAUUAUCUACGGCCCUGUGAACAAAACUGUGCAAUACUAUGGAAUAUGUUCACUUUGCUGGGGGGGGGAUGGUGUGUGAUGCUGGAGAAUUCCUAGGUGGAAAUCCACUGAAAUUGCAGUCAAAAGAACAAAAGUGUCUCGUGUAGCUGAGGGGAAAGCUGGAAGUGCCACAAAAAUUUGUGCAUAUUCAGUUGCACACCUUAAAAGUUUGGGGGGAAAAAAAAUGUGUCUGGCUUUAUCAUGAGGCUCUUAAUGUGUAUAUUGUUUAAUGAUGGAAAUCAGAAAAUAUCACUCCAAGCAGUUAAACCCUGUGACUUAGCAAGUGUGUGUGUGUGUGUAUGAAAUCCGGGUUACUUGGCUUUUCAAACCCUUCUGUUGUAAUUUUUUUAAUGUUAAAAAAAAAAUAAACUAAUGAAUUGAA
This is a messenger RNA of Pseudopipra pipra, 3216 nucleotides long. It is a transcript of the gene ZDHHC7, whose product is annotated as zinc finger DHHC-type palmitoyltransferase 7. Gene Ontology annotation, biological process: peptidyl-L-cysteine S-palmitoylation; protein targeting to membrane. The record is from RefSeq and is a predicted model, not a curated record. Gene Ontology annotation, molecular function: protein-cysteine S-palmitoyltransferase activity. The coding region runs from base 289 to 1206 and encodes 305 amino acids. Lineage: Eukaryota; Metazoa; Chordata; Aves; Passeriformes; Pipridae. The transcript is spliced from 9 exons. Gene Ontology annotation, cellular component: endoplasmic reticulum; Golgi apparatus.